Cadophora gregata is the source of this 1869-nucleotide messenger RNA. RefSeq lists its product as uncharacterized. The record is from RefSeq and is a predicted model, not a curated record. The coding region runs from base 1 to 1869 and encodes 622 amino acids. The transcript has a single exon. NCBI's taxonomy places the organism in Eukaryota, Fungi, Ascomycota, Leotiomycetes, Helotiales, Ploettnerulaceae.
AUGCAAGAUGCAGUUCGUCCAAGUAAGCAAGCGUUCAAAGCUAUGUACGAGAGAGGAUUUCGAACUUGGCAUAAUUUGCAGAAGAAGGCACUUCAUGAUGCUCGGGGCAAACAUCCUUCAUUGAGCUCGAUCUUACAAGCCGACACUGCACUGCUCUCCCAUCCGUCGUUUCCGAAGGACCUUGUUCUUGACAAGUCAUUUUCAAACACUGUUCUUGCAGAGGGUAUCUCUACCUGGAGAACAGCCAAAUCCCCGUGCGAUUCACCAGGCUUCGAUCAGAAAUUUUACAUUCACGUCGCUUCAGACCGUCCUGUCAAUAUCAAUAUUUCUCAAACUAAGAGACAGGAAUUUGAUUUGUCAAAGAUUUGUGGCGAUGAUGAAGAUCAUAUUGCCGUGCUUAUCCUGGCUUGGACUUAUAUCCUUUCUGCGAGAUGGGCAGAGAUCAUUCCUGGAGUUGCUGGUCCAGAGUAUAUGAAUUCUCUGGCUGAGUGGACAGGCAGAGAUAUAUCAUCUGAGGAUUAUUCGGACGACUCCAGCAAAGUGGUUAUUGAGCUAGGGUAUGUUGACGAUGACGCUGCUCGAUGGUGGGCAGCUGUUCUUGCUCCAGAAGGGGGUUGGAAAACCACUAUUCUGAGUGAUAGGGGACAAGUUCUCCACUCCCCGUGGCAUACGAAAGUUGCAUCAGAGCAACCUCUGGUACUCUCACGCGAGGCGUCAUCUCCACCUUCUCCAGGGUACCGACCUGCAGCAUCAUUCGGAACAGCUUUGAGAUUUCUUUGGGGCUACUGCGAAUAUCAUAAUGUGGUUGAGCAGAGCCAUGCUGCUUUGGCCGCCGCACUACUUCUUCCGGUCGCUCAAUACGAAAACAGAAUAGUAAAUUUACCUCCCCCACGAGCUGGACACAACCUACGCUCAACCACGAAACAAUCUCCCGGUAUUUUCAGCUCAAUAUGGACGAAUCUCAAGUACCUGGACAGUCUCACAACACUAAGCUGCAACGCCGUGGGUGUCAAGUCACUCCUCAACAGCGUAUUCUUUGAACGCGGCGUAGAAAGCAAUAUCUGUGGUGCGUUCCUGCAAGGCACAUUUGAGGUUCUUGGGUCAGAGACUAUGCAAGACCAGAACGUCCUCCUUCGGGCCAUGAUGAAGCGAGAUCCUGGUCUGUCUUUGCUAUGGCUGGGAGCUUUCAUCACCGGAGCCCAAACUCGUGCUUUACAAGAAGCCAGACGGGGAUGGUGGAAGCUUGAUCUGAAUGUCGCGGCGUGGACCGGGACACUGAUGUCAUUCAUUCAGGAACCGGUUGCGGGAGGUCGCGUUGAGGGAGAGGAAGAGGAAGAGGAGAUCUCGAGAGCGGAUGAAUGCCGAUUGCUGUAUAUGUCCCACGAGCAAAGCUAUACUGUUCCUCCGCUCUUUCCAUUUGCACCAUUCGGAUGUAUAGCAACAAAAGACACCAAUAUCGAGGUUCGUCAGCAUGUCAGAUGCGAAGCUCGCCAUAGUCUUGAGUUCAAGAGUCUAAGCUGGCGAUGUAUUGAAAACAACACAGCCACCUCUAUACCCUCUCCUACACCACCACUGCGGCCCAAGAACGGAUAUCCGGUACCCAAGGAUAUAUCUAUUCCCAUCACCUACGAGAGACUUGAUGACGAAGAUGACGACUGUUCGGAAAUGGUAACGAGAAAUAUCUUUACCUGGCUGCGUGACGAGGAUGGCUUUCCCGUCGCUGAGAGGGACAUUCGUGAACAUGAAUGGAUAGACAAUUUGAAUGACGAUGACGACUCUCCGAUUACGGGCGACACGAGGUCGUGUACAGGAGGUAAUCUGCAUGGAUGGUUGGGGAAGACUGUGACCUGGCGGUCGAAUUCAUUGUAA